Drosophila grimshawi is the source of this 4779-nucleotide messenger RNA. RefSeq lists its product as uncharacterized. The transcript has 13 exons. Gene Ontology annotation, molecular function: protein binding. Lineage: Eukaryota; Metazoa; Arthropoda; Insecta; Diptera; Drosophilidae. The record is from RefSeq and is a predicted model, not a curated record. The coding region runs from base 333 to 3869 and encodes 1178 amino acids.
CAGAGACAGACAUACAGAGAGAGAGAGAGAGAGAGAGAGAGAGGAAGAGGAGUGAAGUGGAGCAAUGCAUGGAAAUUCAAUACGAUGAACACAACACAAACAUCAAUUGCAACAAUUUUGGCGAGCAUAUCGAAAAAUCAGCUCGACGCAAUGGAAAACUAAAAUACCAAAAAGAACUUUAAGCAUACACAAAACGCAUUCAGAGAUACGGUUUCGGUUUAGUUAGAUAAGCCAGUCGAAAUCAUUGACUGAGAGCAGGCAAAAAACUUCUCCUACUCGAUUCCACCUCCAAAAUAGCACAUAAAAAAGCCGCAACGCGCAAUUGCCACACGAUGUGCAGCAGCAACAAUAAAAAUAACAGUAACAGGAACGGGAACGGGAACAGGAACAGGAACAAGGAGCUACUGCUGUGGAUUGCCUUGGCUGGCGUUGUCCUGACACUGAAUAUGCCAGGCAACCUUGCUGAACAACACCCGGCGACAGCUGAUGAAGGUCCUCUAUCGGAGGUGCUCACAGCUGUCGGUUCAGAGGUGGCUCUGCCUUGUGAUCUAAUGCCCGGCACAAUGAUCGCCGAUAAAGUUCAAAUCGUUAUUUGGUAUCGUGAGGGAAAUGUGAAACCCAUCUAUAGCUUCGAUGCGAGAGGUCGACCACUACACCAGGCGGUGCCCUGGGCCGAUGAAAAUGUCUUCAACAAAAAGGCUCACUUCUACUAUGACACAAAUCCGCCGGCUUUGCGCAUCAAGAACAUUCAGACCACAGAUGCUGGGCUCUACAAAUGUCGCGUUGAUUUCCAUAAAUCACCGACGCGCAAUUGGCGCAUUAAUGUGACAGUCCUUGUGCCACCCACUCAGUUGACCAUACUGGACCAUCACGGGGCCGCGGUCCGAGAUCAAACGGCCGGACCCUAUCUCGAGGGUGAUAGCAUCAAUUUGACCUGUCUGUCCAGCGGGGGUGUUCCCCCGCCACGGGUAUCCUGGUGGCGUGAACACGCUCUUGUCGAUGACUCCUUUCAGGUGCUGCCGGAUGGCUCGGUGCGCAAUGCCCUCCACCUGAAGAAUAUACAGCGGAAGGAUCUGCUAACGAUGUACACCUGCCAGGCGACCAAUGGCCAUGUUGUUCCGGCAUUGACCAAAAAAGUUAUACUCGAUAUGAACUUGCCGCCAUUAAGUCUGCUGCUGCAGGGUCUCAAUCAUGCCGUUGUUGCUGGCACACGCACCCAUGUGACCUGCACGGCAAUCGGUGCUCGUCCUCCUCCCCAUAUUAUCUGGUCGAAGGCUGGUCAGAUACUGAAGGGUGCCUCACAGUCGACUGCCUCAGAUGGAAACACUACCAUAUCGGAGCUAAUGCUCAUACCCGUGCCAGAGGACAAUGAGAGGCAAGUGGUCUGCUCCAUUGCACUCAACUCGGGCAUCACAUCGCAGCAGCUGCACGAAGGUGAUACGACAGUCAUGACAACCCUGGGCAAUGGCAAUAUGGGUCUCUUUCUGAAGGACUCCCGUGUGCUCAACGUGACUCAUGCACCCAUUGUUAUUCUGAAUUUGGGCGCUCCACUCGACCCAAACAAUUUACUUAAGGGUUCCGAUGUCUAUCUGGAGUGUGAUGUGCGUGCUAAUCCCGCCAUCACACGUGUCGAAUGGUAUCACAAUGACAAACAAUUGCACUCGUCUCGCGGCAUCAUCAUAUCGAAUCAAACGCUGGUGCUACAGGGUAUUUCCAAGUCCUCACACGGCCAAUACUUUUGCCGAGCGACGAACCUGCAGGGCAGCGUGUCCAGCAAUGAAGUUUACCUCGAUGUGAAAUAUCCGCCCGUGUGCAAGUCGGAAUCGACGAUUAUACGCGCUGCACUCAAGCAGACAAUCAACAUUACCUGCGAGGUGGACGCGAAUCCACUCGAUAAUCUAAAUUACAAGUGGCACUUCAACAACUCGCUGGAGAAUCUCAUUGAGUUGCCGCAGGUGGGGCAGCUGCUGCUGCUCCCUGCCGCACUUAGCCUGCCACCGGAGUUGUCUUCCGGCAAUGGCGGAUAUUAUCAGCGCAGCAAACGGAAGCACACACACGCCACCAGCAGCAGCAGCGGCGCUAGCAGCAGCGGGCAACGGUUGCUUCAUGGCCGACAUGGACGCGUCGCCAGCAUUGUGGACAUGACGGCCAGUGUCCGUUUCGAGGAUGAAUACGACCUGGAGCACGAGCAGGAGCACGAGCACCAGCACGAGUUCGAUGGCUAUACGGAUUAUGUGGAGCAACCGUACACGCAAAUGGUCUACUCCAACAUGGUGCACAAGAAUCACGUGGACAACAAGCAGCCGCAGCGCAAACAGCUGCUGCAACAGCAGCAGCAACAGCAGCAGCUCCUUCAGAACCCCAGCGAAUCGGGUAGCAGUGGACAACAGUUGUUGUUGGCGGAACGAAAGCGAUUGGCGGCAUUGCACAAGCAGCAGCAUCAUCGCCAACAGCUGGCCACGCCCACAACGACGAGUGCGCCCCCAUUGAACAAUGUCUACAGCUACCAUGUUGAGAGCUACGAGAGCUUUGGCGCCAUUUCCUGCGUGGCCAACAGCCCGAUGGGCCACAGCCAGCCCUGUUGGUAUCACAUUCAGCCCGCAGACCUGCCCGAACCGGUUAAGAAUUGUACGGCGUACAAUGCGACAGCGAAUUCGUUGCAGAUACAAUGCGUGCCGGGCUACGAUGGUGGCAUUCCGCAGCACUUUCAUGCACAGGUGUUCGAUGAGCUUACCCGUCAGAUACUUUACAAUGCAUCGUAUAAGUUUCCGGAGUUUAUGGUGAAGCGACUGCCUAGCGAUUCGGCCUUCAACAUACGCGUGACGGCCGUGAAUGCCCAAGGGGCUAGCAAGGUGGCCUAUCGAGUGCGUGGACGGACACUCUCCGCACCCCUGCUGCGCACAGCAUCGUCAACGGCUGUGCUGGUGCAAUUGACGCCGCUGCUGGGUGCACUAGUUGGCGUCAUUGCGACACUCUUUUUGGUGGCCAUUUGCGUUGUGAUCUUUAUUAAGUUUCGCAGCAAGCGGAGUCGCCAUCAUGCGACUGGAGAUGCCACCACAACCGAGGCGGACAAGGGCAGCGCUGAGCCGCUCUCCCGCAAUAUGGGCAGCCAUUCAAGUUUGGAGGACAAAAAUCCGGAUGUUGUGCCCCAGGAGGCCAACAGCGAGGAUGAGUUCCAUUUGGAGGAGAAGGCAUUCGACCGCUUGAAUAUGGAAUCUCAGCGCAUUUUGUACACGUCUCCGUCACGCAUUACCACCGCCUCGCCGCCGCCGCCCCCCUCGCUAUCACCCACAUUUGGCAAGCAGUAUGGCGAACUAUCGCUGACAACCAAUCCCGCAUUUAGUUUGUACAACACGCCGCAGAGAGCACCGGCGGCACAGCGUCCGAUUUAUACGGCUCCACCGCCGCUAUUGUCCACACGAACGCCCCCAAACAUUUAUACACGAAUACCGGGCAGGGGCAGCAGUGGAGGCACCUAUCAUCUGCCGGCGUAUGAGACGCGCACAUCGCCCACCUCGCCGUAUGGCUCGACGACGACCUGCACGAUGCCGCUCCUCAAUGGUCAAUCGAAUGGAUCCCUGCAGACGAACAGUGGCAGUCUUGGUGGCACCGCCUGCAAUACCCUGCCGCAUCCCGGCAGUCUGGGCCUCUCCGGCGGCGUCUCUACUGCAAUGACGAGCUCUGUGACGAGUGGCAAUAUAACAAUUGGUGCUGCCCAAACGCUGCUCACCUCGCCCCGAGCCCAGACCGCCUACAGCUUGGGGACGGGUACGCAAUCACCGCUGCUGAGCGUGGGCAGCUCUUUGCUGGGCGUGGUUGGUGGCGGUGUCGCUGUUGGUGGUGGCAACUAUGAGACGGUGAGCUCCUGAGAGUUAGCCAAAGAGGACAUUAAAUGUCAGAUCGUGUGCAUUGGGGGGAGCAGUACGUGUACAACAUCGGGCGCUGAGCGCACCACCAUUGUCUAGAGCCAACAGCGAAUACCGCCUCUAACCAGAACCCCUCUCCCCUUCAAGCCCCACAAACUGUAAUCCAUUGCUGUAUUAUAUAUAUAUAUAUACAUAUAUAUAUGUGUACUAGAAAUAGUUAAGCAGCCUCACAAACAACAUACACACAUAAAAGGUAUGUAAUAAUCCAAAAUACUUUCGUCCCAACUCCCAAAUAACAAAAAUUGCGAACAAACAAUUUAUAAGACUUCCAAAAAGCAAGAGAAAAAAGUACAUAUAUAAGAAAUGGCAGAGCGAUCAUAGAAUGUUUAGAAUUUAGCAGUUACAGACGCUGAAAUGACUUGAACCACAAGAGAAUAAAGCAUUUAUCAGUGUGUGUGUGUGUGUGUGUAUGUGUGUGAAUGGAGAGACAUAUUUCGGUGAAACCAGGCAAUACUGAUUAGUUAAGAGUACCACGAAUCACGAAUCGAAUACUGAGCCACAUUAGCUACGCAAAUAUACUUCAGUGAAAAUAAUGAGCUAUGCUUGUGAAUUCACCGAGACACUUAGUUUAAAGCAAAUACUUAAAAAAGAAAAUAUAUAGAUAUAUAUUAAUAUAUGUGUAUUAAUAACGAAAUGCGGAAUUUAGCUAUAGCCCGAGUUGUAAAUAAUAACUAGGCUAAGAGACAAGGAGAUCGAUCACAAGAUUAGCAUUAAUUGUAGUCAUUUAACUCGUGUAGUCUAAACUAAAUUAGUUAGUCACAUUGAAUCUACGAAAAGACUAUCCCCCUUUCAAAACAAAAUGAACAAAUCCUGACUAAAUUACUGACUCAUAUAUGGCAUAUAUAUAAAAGAU